UGUAGAUAAAUAUUAAUAAUUUUGGAAUGAUGGAAUGGCUUCUGAAUAGAGUAUUAUAUAUUGCUAGUUAACUCUUGUAAAUUUUGUAGAAUCAGAAUGGGAAGUAUUGAAUUUAUUAAGCUGGUUAAAUCAAAACUCGAUCAAAAGUUAAAUAAUCUACAAUUAAUGAAAACUAAGUAAAAGAGCUGAAGUAAAGGUGACACCUCAUUCAUGUAGUAUAAAUAGGAGAUCUUCCAUAUCAUUCAUAUGCAGUUAUGCACCAUGCAGUCUCUCACUGUUCCAUCUUUAUUACAAAGUUCGAAACUAUAUUCAGAAAAGAAUCUUUAUAUAUUCUUCUUCCUGUUUUCAUUUUUGGUGUGUUUAUGUUGCUACUGUUGUUCAGAAAAAGACAACAUAACAUCUGGGGUUAUUUAUUUCAUCAAUGAUGGUCUUGAUUAUUUAGAAAGGUUCAAAUGGGUUUCUUUCCACAUGAGAAAACAUCAAAUUCAAGAAGAGUCUAGCUUAACUUUCACAUUUUCACCUAAGAAUAAGCUUGGACAAGGUGGUUUUGGUCCUGUUUAUAAGGGUAACCUUCUUGGAGGACAAGAAACUGCCAUGAAGAGGUUGCAAGAGCUCAGAAACGAGGUUAUGGUGAUUGCAAAACUGCAACAUCGGAAUCUUGUUAGACUUUUGGGGUAUUGUGUCAGAGGAGAUGAAAAGAUUCUACUCUACGAAUACAUGCCAAAAAGAAGCCUGGAUUCAAUUCUAUUUGAUCCAAAGCUGUGCACAUCCUUGGACUGGAAAAUCAGAUAUGAGGACAUGAAUCCUAAAAUUUCCGAUUUUGGUUUGGCCAAGAUCAUUAAAGGAAAAGAUAAGCAAUCACUAAAAGAGUUUUCGUGGUUAUAUGUCUCCAGAGAUUAUUAUAUUAGUCUUUUAGGACAAGCAUGGAGUUUAUGGAUGGAAGAUAAGCCACAUGAGUUGAUGGACCAAACACUGAUGGACUCAUGCAAUCCAAGUGAUAUGUUGAAGUGUGAAAUUGCCACCCUCCCUCAAGAAGAACCACCUUUCAUUUCAGGAAGAAGCACAUGCUACUUCUUCAUCUAG
Lactuca virosa is the source of this 1083-nucleotide messenger RNA. The record is from the annotation of a GenBank genome assembly. NCBI's taxonomy places the organism in Eukaryota, Viridiplantae, Streptophyta, Magnoliopsida, Asterales, Asteraceae.